Molecule: messenger RNA, 2181 nt
Organism: Bombus terrestris (buff-tailed bumblebee)
Lineage: Eukaryota; Metazoa; Arthropoda; Insecta; Hymenoptera; Apidae
Exons: 6
Coding region: 207-1508 (433 amino acids)
Source: RefSeq, a predicted model, not a curated record
CUUUGAUCGUUCUCACCUUCUUUGGAUUCGUAAGUAGCUGAAAAUUUUUUAUGUUCUUUUUGGAUCCUUUGGUAAAUUUUCAGAAUUGGUUUGGAAUAAUUUAACCCAAAAUUGAGUAAUACAGGUAUAUUGCAAGAUUUUGUGCUAAAAUUCGAUUAUCUCAAAAAGCUUGUGAGAAAUAUAAAAAUUUCAAAUACGAAGAUAUAAUGAGUGUUGAAAAGAUAUCGGUUGAUUACAACAAAGUAACUAAUGUUGAAGUUGAAGAUGAGUAUGAUACAUCAACAUGGGAAGAAAUUCAGACAAAUGAUGAUCAAGAUCUAAAUACCUCAACUAUUGCAAAAAUUGAUGAUGAAAUUAUGGUUUCUUUAGAAAUAUUCACUAGCAGUAGAUUUUACUCUUUCUGCAAAGAAAGAAGUAUAGUGAAUGCUCUAACUGUUGGAGAAGAGGGUAUUCUCGAAGUUCAGACAAAAAUAAAGAAUAAUACAUAUGGUAUUACAUUAUUGCCUAAUAGUGCAGAACUUGAUUAUGAAAAAUUAGUAGUCAAUUUGCCUAGGAUGUGCUCGCAAAUAGCAAAAUGUUCAGAUCAUAGGUUUAGACCAAAUGUAGGAGAUUUAAUAUGUGGUCAAAGAGCUGACGGAGAUUGGCUUAGGGGAUUUGUUGUAUCUAACCAAUCACCCAUAAGAUUGGCUAUGGUAGAGGAAGCAAAAAUAAUGCCAAUUAAUAAGACUACUACAUGCGAUAAACUCUUUUCAGAUAUUUAUGCAUUUGGUGCAAUUUGUGAAGUGACUGAUGCUAAACAUAAAUUUAAUGAAGGUGAUAUGUGUGAAUUUGAAGUAAUAGAUAAUAAGGAACAAGGCGGAUUUGAAAUAUUAAUUCUUAAAAAUGAGACGGAUUACUAUGCGGAGGUAGAAGCUACUGUAAAGCCUUGGAUACCAAUGCCUGAUCAAAUAGGAAUGCAGGAUGCUGAAUUGAAAAAUGAAUCUGAGGUAUGCCUUAUUUCUUAUCGAAGUCAUAUACAUCUAUGUGUUCGUCCCUUAGAUUCUGCAGGUUUGGAACACUAUAACCAUGUUAUGCAAAAUGUUGCAAAAUGCGCUCAAACAUCUCCAUUUUUAAAAGAACUGCCAGUUGUGGGGCAAAUGGUAAUAGCUCAGUUUGCUGACGAAAAUUAUUAUCGUGCAAUUGUUACUAAGAUACAAGAUGAUAAAAUUACAGUUUCAUGUGGUGAUCUUGGUAUUACAAAAGUUACAGAUAUAAAGAAACUUAAAUAUUUAUCUGAUAAUUUGAAGGAGCUCCGAUCUUGUACAACAAAUGUCGUACUAAGAGAUGUUCCUAAAAAUGUCCCUCUGACGAAAGAAGUGAAUGAAUAUCUAACACACAUAAUAAGAAUUAAAGAUCCUCUGUUAUGUACAUUUGAUGGUAUGCCUUCCAAAGAUGGAGUAUAUCUGAAAUUUCGCGAUGGAGAAAGCAUUAAUAAAAUGAUAAGUAAAUUACUCCUGCCGAUAUGUUAGAAUGCUGCUGAAUGAAUAGAAAAAUGAAUCUCAGAAUUAGUUGCUCCUGUUAGUUGUAUUAAAAUAAGAAUUAUUAAACAUGUGCUUGAAAUUGUAUAAUGUGGAAUUACCAUUGGUUAAAGCCAACUUAAUUGAAGAUGGUUUAAUAUCAGCUUGAAAAGAAAAUAUGCAUUAUAAAAGAGAAGAACCUCUUAGUUAUAAUAUUUGAAGCUAAAGUUAAAAUAUUUUGAGUUAAAAUAGUUCAAACAUGAUUUUUUUCUUGAAAGUAUUUUAAUAUUUUUUAGAAGAUAUUCCACACUUUGAUAUUAUUGUAUCUUCUGUUAUUUAACAGUUCAAAAAUUUGAUAUCUUAAAUUAUAAAUUGCAAUGUGUCAUGAGUUAAAAUAGUUCAAACAUGAUUUUUUUCUUGAAAGUAUUUUAAUAUUUUUUAGAAGAUAUUCCACACUUUGAUAUUGUAUCUUCUGUUAUUUAACAGUUCAUAAAUUUGAUAUCUUAAAUUAUAAAUUGCAAUGUGUCACUCAAUGACUAUGUAAGAUUAGGACUUUUUGAACACUCUUUUUAUAUUUACUUUUGUCAAUAUUAUGUUUUAUUUCUGUGAAUCUCUAUAUUCAACAUACUUUUUGCGAGACUUGUAUUUUUUGUACAAUUUAUAAUAAAUAUGAAGUGAAAAUAAA